UUGUAUUAAAGAGAGAGAGAGAGAGAGAGAGAGAGAGAGAGAGAGCUAUACUGUACUAACAGUUAAUACAAACACACUGUUGUUUGGCUCAGUUAGCCAUUGAUCGGUAACACCAUUAUUAAUACGACAACAACGACAACAUAACAUAAUAAACACACAAAUAUGUCGGUUCACUAUAAGUUCAAAUCAAGUAAAGACAAACAUUCGGUAAUCGUUGAUGGCCUACAUAUAUCGGUCGGUGACCUUAAGCGGGCAAUUAUGCAACAGAGACGGUUAGGCAAGACGGCCGAUAUGGACCUACAGAUUACCAAUAGUCAAACUGGUGAAGUCUAUCAUAUCGACUCGGAACUGGUACCGAAAAAUGCGACCGUCGACGUGGCCCGAGUACCGAUGGCAGCCUCCUCUGGCCAGCACAAGAAGUCCUGGAAUCGAGGAGAGGAGGCUAAUACAACCAAAGGGACCAACAAUCAGGGACAUAUUGAAUUGGAAAAGAUAACUAAAUCGUCAAAUAUAUCGACAUCUUAUUCAACAGAAGAUGAAAAGAUCAAAGCAAUGAUGAGUCAGAGCACUCAAGACUACGAUCCGUCAAAGUAUGUGAAAACAAAGGGCGGACCUAUUGGUCCACUACCGGCCAACUAUACAUGCUAUCGGUGCGGACUACAGGGUCACUAUAUUAAACAUUGUCCUACAAAUAAUACUGAUGUCAAACGAAGUACUGGUAUACCCAGAAGUUUUAUGAUACCGGCCAAUGCCGACCAAAAGGGUGCCCUAUUGACCGCUACGGGUGAUUAUGCAGUUCCUAUUAUUGAUGCUCAAGCCUACAAAGAGAUAAAGAAAGAAAAGCCGCCGUUUAUGAUGACCAACGAACCCGAUAGUCACGAUCCGAAACAGGAGAUACCCGAAGACCUCAAGUGUAUGACUUGCGGUGAACUACUGCAGGACGCGGUACUAACACCCUGUUGUGGCAACGGUUACUGUGAUGAAUGUAUACGUUCGGCACUAUUGGAGUCCGAGUCGCACGAGUGUCCAACUUGUCACGAGACCGAUGUCUCGCCCGACAAACUCAUACCGAAUCGAUUUUUGCGGACACAAGUGGCCAAAUUCAAGAGCGAUACCGGCUAUUUUAUGCGCAAUCAUCAUCACCAUAAGCCGUCGCUACCGUUUUCGAUUAACGGCCAGACCACUACCCCCACUACUACUACUACAACAGUAGCCGAUAAUCGGCCGGAUGUGCCAGUAUCUGCUAUGUCCAUCACCACCACAAUCACCAAUAAUAAUAAUAAUAAUGUUGCUGAAGAUAAACGAAAUGUCCAGCAAAUAAUCCCAACCAUUGGUACCGAAACUAAUGACACCAAUACUAGUAGUAGUAGUGAUGACGAUGUACUCAAACCGUUCAAAGAGAUUGUUGAACAAAACGAAAUCAAACCCGUCGUCAAUCAGAUUCAAGCGGUUGUCACCAAAGCGCGAACACCGUCACCAACAUUACCGCAAUCGCCUGUAACGACUACUACCGAUGCUAUCAUUAAUGAACAAUCAAUUGUAACAACAGUUUCGACGUCGUCACCGAAACCUGUUGUUACCGAUACAGAUACAGCUGUAGAGUCCAAUAAUGAUGUAACACUAGACGAAGUGAUAGCUGCUGCCAGUAGUAGCUCACCGAAAGUCAAUAGCGAAUCGGACACUAACACCGAUGCCGACGAAGUCAAUAAUACAAACGAAACUCACAGUCUGGCAGAAAAUGGUGUUUCACUUGAAGAUGGCACCGACCUAACUGGUGGAUCCAACACACCCGUAGUUGACGAGCCAAUCGAUUCGUACACUUCGACCACUUCGCACACGGAAAACAAAUCCGAAUUUAUGGGUAACGUUAAUCCGGUUACAUCGUUGGCUCAAAUGCCGGUCCGACACAUGCGACCGAUGACUGGUCCCAUACGGUCUAUUCGGACAACAAUUUCGGGACAAAAUCCGCUAUUGGGACGGCCACCGAUGCAGUCAAUGCCACCGCGUGGUUAUCCGCCGCCACCACGACCCGGUAUGGGUCAGCCACCCGGCUAUCGACCAAUGCACACACCCGGCGGCUAUCAGAUGGCAAUGAAUCCGAUGGGCCCAUACGGCUAUCCGCCGCCACCGAUGCGUCCGCAAGGGUACGAUCCGUACGGCUAUAUGGGUCCCCGUGGUGGACAACAUAUGCCUCCAGUUCAUCAUCCAAUGGGUAUUAAUAGUAUGGGUGAAGCGCCCCCACCGGGCUCAACACUAAUGCCGGCCGACUCUCACUAUCCGCACCACUAUAUGCCUCCCAAUUACGACGACUACGACGACAAGUUUAACCGUUUUCAGCGAGAACUGGAAUCCCGUUCGACUCGCGACCGACGCUAUCGUCGCCCAUCACGAGACCGUAGAUCUCGUUCGCCGCGUCCGCGCCGUUCCCGAUCUCGUCGAUCCACUUCGUCGUCGUCGUCACGUUCAUCCAGUUCCUCAUCGCCGUCGUCGACGUUUACAAUGAGCUCACGUAGUCGAUCGCGUAACAGAAGUUAUUCGCCGCGUCGACGGUCUCGAUCACCGCGCGGCGGCGACCGAUACCGCAAUCGUGACUACGCUGGUGGCGGCGGAGGCCGUGACCAUCGGGACCGAUAUCGUCGUUCGCGAUCGCCAUACGAUCGAGAUAUGAACAGUAGACGUCACGAUAGGGACGGUGGCGGCGGUCGACACGAUAGUAGAGAUAGACAACAACAACAACACAAAAAGCGGGAUAAAGAGUAUAAAGUGAGAGAUAAGGAUCGUAGUAAUAAAGAACCCGACAAUAGUCGUGACCGACGGCCAGCCGCAGCCGCCGAUAGCUCUUCGCAUAGGUCGUCGUCCCGUCGGACGGACGACAAGAAAAAAACUGAGGACAACAACAACAACAAGAAGAGUGGCCACAGCGGCGGCAGUCGAUCUCAUAAUUGUGACGAUAGUAAAGAGCGACACAAGAAACGAGUUAAAGAGGAAAAACGAAGCGUUGAUAAUAAUAACAGUACAAUCAAAGAGGUAGAGCCAAAAGUGGAACCAAUAGAGAAGGAGGAGAAGAAGGUAGUGGUGGUCAACGAGGAAACCAUCCGAAACGAUAAAUUUAUUGCCGACGAUGACAUUGACGCCGACAUCGUAGUCGGCAGCGCUGCUGUUGAGCAGCAAAAGGUUGUCGAGAGUGUAGUCAAAGUAAUUAAAAGUGAAUCAAAGUCAUAUGUUACAGAAAAUCAAUCGAAAAACAAUGUACCAGAAGAAGAGCUUAAUCUGUACGAUAUCGAUGACAAAGACGAUGAUGUCGUCAAUACCGCUGAAGCAGACAAUUUAGAUUAUGAACAACUGAUAGCCGAUAGUGUCUGUUUCGACGACAACGACAACAAUAUCGAUAAUAGUGACGAUGUUGUCGUGGCCGCCGCCGCUACCACUAUCGAUGAAGAGCCAGCAAUGGAUGAUCUCAUCGAAAUGAAAGUCGAAUGCAACGAAUACGAAGACGAAUUGGUAAUCAAAUCGCAGACAUCGAUUGUCGAUAGUCUGGCGAAUGAACGCAACGAAAAAACCAAACUAAAUGUCAACGAUGUUAAAGACAAUCAGAAAAAGUUAACUGAAAAAGAGUCGGCAAAAGAUAAGUCAUCGGCGGAUAAGUCGUCGUCGCAUCACAAGAGAGACAGCGAUAAAUCGAAAGAUAAAGAUAAGUCGUCGUCUUCGCGAAAACAUCACAAACAUCAUAAAAAACAUAAAUCCGAUGACAAGGACAGGUCCAGGGAUAAGGAACGCGAGCGCGACAGAGACAAGGAUCGGGAACAACGCGAUAAGGAUAAGGACAAGGAUAAGGACGAUCAUCAUCGGGACAGACAUCGCGAUUCAAAGCGAAGCCGAACUGAUCGCCACAGCAACAGAUCGCCACCGGAUGACAACAACAACAAACGAUCGUCGCAUCGAUCGUCUGACGACAAGAGACUGAAGACAACAUCAUCGGUGGCGGCGACAACGGCCGAUACUAGUAGCCAUCGAAGUAGUCAUAAAAGUCGUACCAAAUAAUAGAGGGACAGGGGCUGACUGACUGUCCAUCAACUUAGACAAUACUUUUUUGUUGUUGGUGUUGUUGGUUGACAUAUAUAUUUAUAUACUACUACUCAUACACCCACACAUACACUCUCAUAG
This is a messenger RNA of Oppia nitens, 4164 nucleotides long. RefSeq names its product E3 ubiquitin-protein ligase RBBP6-like (gene snama). The transcript is spliced from 11 exons. Gene Ontology annotation, biological process: ubiquitin-dependent protein catabolic process; mRNA processing; protein ubiquitination. The record is from RefSeq and is a predicted model, not a curated record. Gene Ontology annotation, molecular function: zinc ion binding; nucleic acid binding; ubiquitin protein ligase activity. Gene Ontology annotation, cellular component: nucleus. Lineage: Eukaryota; Metazoa; Arthropoda; Arachnida; Sarcoptiformes; Oppiidae. The coding region runs from base 163 to 4041 and encodes 1292 amino acids.